This is a messenger RNA of Coccomyxa subellipsoidea C-169, 1586 nucleotides long. Its product is annotated as pyruvate dehydrogenase. Gene Ontology annotation, molecular function: pyruvate dehydrogenase (acetyl-transferring) activity. Gene Ontology annotation, biological process: pyruvate decarboxylation to acetyl-CoA. Lineage: Eukaryota; Viridiplantae; Chlorophyta; Trebouxiophyceae; Coccomyxaceae. The transcript has 10 exons. Bases 108 to 1193 code for a protein of 361 amino acids. The record is from RefSeq and is a predicted model, not a curated record.
CUAGGUGAUGGAGACACCGCAGUUCCGUUUGUCUUUCUCAGCAUUCGCACCAAGCAGCCACUGAGCAGUUUACUAGGCUAGGAAGGGAAAAGAGGAGAGGAGCAAAAAUGCAGGCCUUGCUACGAUUAGGGUUGGCGAGUAGUCUGACUUUCAGGAAGGUGGAUAGCCUGGCCCUGCAGUGCGCCAGGACUUUCGCCUCUGGACAGCAGACCAUCACAAUUCGUGAUGCACUAAACUCUGCAUUGGAUGAGGAGAUGGCUCGUGAUGGUGAUGUAUUCAUCCUUGGAGAAGAGGUUGGGGAGUACCAGGGUGCCUACAAGAUCACGAGAGGUCUACUUCAGAAGUAUGGUGCAGAACGUGUCAGGGAUACCCCCAUCACAGAGGCUGGAUUCACAGGCAUUGCCACAGGCGCUGCGAUGGCGGGGUUGAAGCCGGUGUGCGAGUUCAUGACAUUUAAUUUUGCCAUGCAAGCCAUUGACCAGAUAAUCAACUCGGCGGCCAAAACCUUGUACAUGUCUGCUGGGACCAUCCCAGUCCCCAUUGUGUUCCGGGGACCCAACGGCGCAGCCGCUGGCGUGGCUGCACAGCACUCCCAAUGUUUUGCCGCCUGGUACAGCAGUGUGCCCGGGCUAAAGGUGCUGGCCCCAUAUGAUGCCGAGGAUUCUCGUGGCCUCUUGAAAGCAGCCAUCCGGGACCCAGACCCGGUGGUGUUCUUGGAGAAUGAGAUCCUCUAUGGCGAGUCGUUCCCAGUCACAGAUGAGAUUUUGGGGCACGACUUUGUCUCACCCAUUGGCAAGUGCAAGGUCAUGCGGGAGGGGACAGAUGUGACGCUGGUUGCGUUUGGGAAGCUGGUGGGGUACAACCUCAAGGUUGCGGAGGAGCUGGAGAAGGAGGGCAUCAGCUGCGAGGUGAUCAACUUGCGGACGUUGAAGCCCAUAGACAGGGACACGAUCGUGGCAUCAGUAAAAAAGACGCACAGGAUAGUGUCGACAGAGGAGGGCUGGCCACAGUGCGGCAUCGGCGCAGAGAUCAUGGCGAUUGCGACUGAGGAGUGCUUUGACGACCUGGACGCGGCUCCCGAGCGCGUGACCGGUGCAGAGGUGCCCAUGCCUUAUGCUGCCAACCUGGAGGCUGCAGCACUGCCGCAGAUUGCGGACAUCAUCAAAGUGGUGAAGCGGGUUGUCGGGAGGUGAGAGGCGUUCAACGCAGCUGGAAACUGCGGAGAGACACAGUCAUGUACUAGAAUUGGGUUACAGUGAUCACCAGAGAGGACAAAUGAAUCAUGAAAACUAUCUGUGGCAGCAAGCCAGUGCAUGCAAGUCUUACAAAGGUGUGUCUCAUGUGACAUAGCCAGUAAAUAACCUUGCAGAUGUGUCUUGCAAGUCUAAAGGAUAGUCUUGGGCAUGUCUUGUAUGUUGCCAGUUUCUCUGUGGGCUCUUACGGAAAUAUACCUGACAGACUUCACAUUUUACUGCAUGAUGCCAGAUCGUGGCCUUCGCAAGCUUGGCCAUUUCAAGCGCUGCGCUCAUUGAGUUGUUGCAAGACUUCGUAGAGCGUUGUGCUUGGAAAUUACACUUGAUCUCUUC